AUGACACGGCUUUACUGCAUCUGUCUUACUGGUUGGCUUAGUUAUGUCAUCAUUGGCACAGUCGCGUCCACCAUCCAAACGGGGAGCAUCACUACAAGGAUCAAUUCCACAGCAACAUCAGGUGGUUCAUCUAGUGACAAGAGCCGCAUCGUCAAGAUGGGCUCCGUGAACAAUCCAAAGCGAGUUGUUCUUCGUUUUAGCGUUCAAUACGAGCGUGAGGAAGCGACUAUAAAUGAACAAUUUUUUGCACUGCACGGCCCUGAACCUCCAAAUAAAGAUUUUUUUUCUCACUUAAUGGCCCCUAACGAAUCCUCCAAGAUGCACAUCGUUCUGGAUAUCUACUGUAACUCACACCCGGCUAUCGAUAACAGCAUAAUAUCAUACGAGGUCUUCAAAGUAAGGAAGAACGGCAAUUUUAAAUUUGAAAAACUAGGCGCUGCUGCAUGCCAACUUGCCCGCAAGCGCUGCGAGUUGUAUGGGAUCAAAUGGGGCACUAACUAA
This is a messenger RNA of Plenodomus lingam JN3, 501 nucleotides long. The record is from RefSeq and is a predicted model, not a curated record. NCBI's taxonomy places the organism in Eukaryota, Fungi, Ascomycota, Dothideomycetes, Pleosporales, Leptosphaeriaceae.